Molecule: messenger RNA, 908 nt
Organism: Papilio machaon (common yellow swallowtail)
Lineage: Eukaryota; Metazoa; Arthropoda; Insecta; Lepidoptera; Papilionidae
Gene: Rab27
Product: ras-related protein Rab-27A
Exons: 5
Coding region: 136-807 (223 amino acids)
Biological process (GO): melanosome transport; positive regulation of exocytosis
Cellular component (GO): melanosome; secretory granule
Molecular function (GO): GTP binding; GTPase activity
Source: RefSeq, a predicted model, not a curated record
ACAUUUGUAUUUGAAGUAUAAUCUUUUGUUUGUAUCAAUUACAAUUAUUGAAAAAUCCUUGUAAACCAUUUAUUUUUAUUUGAUUCAAUAUCAGGUAUAGAUAUACUAUGAAAAUUUUAGUGCUUAAAACAUUAAAUGACUCGCCCAGUCUUUCAUAACACAAUGUCAGCCGCAAAUAUGGACUACGACUAUCUUAUAAAACUACUUUGCGUUGGUGAUUCGGGUGUCGGAAAGACAAGUUUUUUGUACAAAUACACUGAUGGCGUUUUUCAUACCCAAUUUAUAUCUACUGUGGGUAUAGAUUUCAGGGAAAAAACUGUGAUCUAUCAACAAAAUGGGAGACAACAUCGAAUACAUUUACAACUGUGGGAUACUGCUGGGCAGGAGAGAUUUCGCAGUUUGACAACAGCAUUUUAUCGUGAUGCAAUGGGUUUUCUUUUGCUAUUUGACUUGACCAAUGAGGCUUCCUUUCUAGAAGUACGAAACUGGAUUGAGCAAUUGAAGACCCACAGUCUGAGUGAUGACCCCGACAUAGUUCUAUGUGGUCAUAAAUGUGACUUACAAGAAAAAAGACUGGUGAACCAGAAUCGUGCCAGAGAAUUUGCCAAAAAUUAUAACUUGCCAUAUUUGGAAACCAGUGCCAAAACUGGACAGAAUAUUGAUCGAGCUAUUGAAAUACUUUUAGACAAAGUCAUGUACAGAAUGGAGCAUUCAGUAGAAUAUGCAAUGCUAUGUGCUUCGGGGCGCAGGCGACAGUCCCUGCAGAAACUCCAAGCAAAGCAAGAUAGAAAAUUCUGUUCAUGCUAAUCUCAUGAUAAGUAUUUUAUCAUUCCAGUAUAAUUCCAUUACAUAAAUAUUUAUAUAUGCUUCCCUUUUAUGUAAUAUCUUCCAUUUUGAAAUAAUUACAU